UAAAAAAUGUAUUUUAUUUUUUAGAAACAAAUCUCCAGCAAUCUCAUGGAGUAGCAUUCACGAGAAAACACUUAGAACUAAACCUAAUUCUUGCAGAUAAGAUUUGAUUGAUUGCAAAAUCAUGAGCUAUUUAGCCGGCGAGCCAGUGCCGCCGGGUUUCGAGCAUGAAAUCGGUCGCACAGCUGUCAUCCAGAAGCAGAUUGAAUCCUUUAACGAUGGCCCCUUAAUUGGCACCGAAUACGUUGUGGAGCUGCAUGAAAACGGUCAGAUACGUCCCGAUUAUUUCUGUGUGCUGUGCAAUACGUGCAACGAUGUGCGCUCCAUCUUCAUACACUGGACCUCGGUGACGCAUCGCACUAACUAUUUGCGAACCCACUAUCAAAAGGCCUUCGACCUGCUUCAACAGAUGCGUCGCUCCUCUUCGAAUUCCCCAGAACAAGUGCUGAAGAUCACCACAAAACUUGUGCAGAUCAUAGAGCAACAGCAUGGCCGCAGCACUCAGAUCCUGGCCAUUGAUGGCGACUAUUUUCGUCGCUAUCGCGCCAAGAUUUGUGCCCAGGUGCGUGAUAAAUCCCAUUACGAUGAAUGCUCUGGACCUGAUUUCAUCAAGGAGAUGCGUCAGUUUAUUAGCGACACAAAGCCACCAAUGGAAUCACAGUCGAUUGUUUUGGAUGCAAUCUCCAGCGACGAUGAUGAAGUGUAUUUUACGCCCACGACGCCACAGCAACAACAGCAACAGAAUGUGAAGAAGUCACGCAAGAAACAGGAGGAGCAACAGCCAGCAUAUCGUGCCGUGACAACGGCGUCAACAGUUGUACCAACAGCAGGAGCAUUGACAACAACUGCUGGUCUUAAGGCGUUGCCCACACCUAAGGAGCUGUCGAUGCAGGCCUCACAGAUUGCCCAGGAGCGCUACAAAUGGGAGAAGUUUCGUUGUGUGCUCGAAAGGCAGCUGAAAGAAUUGCGCGAUGUGAACGAAACUUAUGAAACGAGUCCGGAGAAGCAUCCCGACUAUUCAGUGGAAUGGAAACAAUUUUGGAAUCGCCGCUAUAAGCAGCUGCAGGAGGAAAAGAAAUGUGAUCCGAAUAGCUAUGACUAUAAACCCGAAUGGAUUAGCUACUGGAAAGAUCGACGCGUUGAACUCUUCAAUACCGCUGUCAAUAAGAUCAAGAAGGAGCUGCAAGAGAAAUUCCAGCUAGGCGAUGAGGACGAAGACAACACCAAGUUGUUGAUGGAACGCUACAAGAUACGCGUGAGUAGUCCAAAAGCUGACAAUGCCAAUGCAGCCACCACAACAGGCUCACAAGCUGCCACAACGCUUGGUGUGCGUCGCAAACCCAACUAUCGUUCGUCAAGUAAUCGUGCCGGCAACGGCUGCAUGUCUAGCGAGUCCAUCAUUGACAUUAGCGACGAUGAACAGGCGCCGUCAGGGCCAUCGGCCACACGACCACACCGUCGACCGCCCUAUGGACGCAGUUUGUCACGCUCUGAGUCACCGAAACGUGACCGACGCUUGGGCCGGGGACGCUCCCGAUCACGUUCACCGAUGGCGUCGCGACGACUCUCGCGUUCCCGUUCACCUUCGCCGUACAGCCGGAGUCGCAACAUAUCGCAAAGUUCACGCGGCCACGAUGAUUACGGUCGUGAUCGUGAACGUGAUGAUUAUUAUAGGAAUAGGGAUAGGGAUAGAUCGGCUAGCUAUUCGCGUUCACGCAAUUAUGAUGAGCCAAUGGAGACAUUUCGUGUGCUCGACUCGCGUCUAUAUCCCGAAUAUAGCGGACAACGCAAAGAUUCACCCGCAUCGACAACAGCAGCCGUUGCAACUGCAUCCAGCAAGGAGGUUGAGGAAGAGCACGAUGGUCGCAUUACAGUGGUGACCGUACUGCGAAUGCUCUCCGCACUCGAGGAUCAUUUGGGUAGCUUGGGACCGAAGGCGCUUAAUAUGCUAAGCAAAGCGCUGGCCAUGGAGAAGAUUAAACCGAAUGCGGCCGAUGAUUUACUGCUGAAUGAGGACAAUUGUGUGUUCAUGGAGACGAUCAAGGAGAAGCUGAAGGGCAUACUCAUUGCCCAAGUGCUCGAUGAUCCGCAAAAAGUGCGCGUUGUGAAAAAAUUAAUCAGCAACAUUGCCACCGUCAUCUUUCAAGUCACAUCCAAUGAUGUGAAGGAGACGGGCGCCCAAGCGGAUGCCAGCAGCCACAGCGGCGACCUGGCCAAGAAGAGUUUGAAGGAUUAUCAGCUGCCCUAUGACAGACAAUUGGUGUCCUCGAAGCUGGCAAAUGCACUGAUUGUGAACGGUGUGGACGAUAUGAGUGUCGAUGAUAUGAAUCGUUUGCUACACUUCUUCACGCUGCUGGCGAAGACGCAUCACACACGCCGUCAAACGGAUCGCAGUCUCAAUAGCGGCUUGAAUUUUAGCGAAGCUGUCGCACGCUUGGGUUUGAAAACGUCUCUCGAUUCGGAGGCAAUUUGCAAUCAGGAUGACAUUAAUUUGAAAGUUCUGAUCCAAGAGGUGGAAAAUCAUUUUGCUGCCAAGGACAACAGUAACGACCAGCUGCAGCAUCAACCACAACAACAACAACAGCAGCAGCAACAGAACUGUGUUAACGAAUCCAGCAAUGGAAUGGAUUUGUUAUCCGAUUCCGAUUUGCAAACAUUGUUGAAUAAUUUCAAAUUUCUGUCGAACGAGGAGCAAGUCCAUCUGGUCAGUCAUCUGCGUAAGCUGGAGGUCUUGGAGCCGGCGCGUGUCGAGCGUUUGCGCAAAUUCGUGAAUAUGGCCGAGCUGAGCAGCGAUGGCGAAUCCUGCAGUGAUUAUCUAUUGCGUGUCGUGACCAAUGUGAGACCCGGUGCUGCCUCUGCGACUACAGCAAACUCCUUGGACGCAAUGCGACGCAAGAGCAGCGACCAGCAGCUGGGAACAACAGCAGCAGCAGCAACAACAGCUGCUGGCAAGUUACCGAUGCGCAAUUUUACACUAGAUGAAGAUGACGAAGAUGACGAUUACGAAUUUAGUGAUCUGAUUAAGAAGGCCAACGAAACACAUGCCAAUGGCACAACGACCACGUUGCUCAGCGGUAACAACAGCAACACCGAUAACUCUAACAACAUCGGCAGCAACAACAACAAGACAUCGACAAGCGGCAGCAAUCAAAUUGGUGGAUUGCCGUCGACAGCGAAUGCCUUGACUUUUAAGCCGGCGACGUCGGCAAAGAUAUCGCUCAAGGAUACCGAAAAUAUCAUUGCCAAUCUGAUGGGCACACUGACCAACAACAGCAGCCAUGGGGCAAACAAGUCACAACAGCUGUCACAGCAAUCAUUUGGGGGCAAUAAGCGUCUUUGUUUUCCAGGUGGACGUUUCUAUGACUUUGCUAGCGAUCAGCAGCAGCAACAGCAACAGUCGUUAUCUCCUACCAGCAAUCCUGCCAAUUCGUAUCAAAACAUGCAACAGCAGCAACAACAACUGCCCGGUGGCUACAGCAUGAACAAUUUCAAUGCCUAUGGACAGCAGCAAAUUAAUCCCUGGGCCAAUAAUGGAGCAUACAACAACAUGCCACAGCAGCAGAACUACAUGCCACAACAGCAACAGCAGCAGAACUACCUGCCACAGCAACCGCCUUACACCAAUAACAACAACAGCGGCAACAACAUGUUUGGCGGACAUCACUAAUACUUAACUUGUAUUAUUUAUUUUAAUAUCUUUUUUUUUUGUUUGCAUAAAUACAAAAGUAUUGUUAGUUUUUUUUCUAGCCGCAACUGGAACUGAAUAAGCUAAAUAUAUGU
Molecule: messenger RNA, 3777 nt
Organism: Drosophila albomicans
Lineage: Eukaryota; Metazoa; Arthropoda; Insecta; Diptera; Drosophilidae
Exons: 2
Coding region: 122-3664 (1180 amino acids)
Source: RefSeq, a predicted model, not a curated record